GCUUAGUCGUAGUCGUGUGCUUGAUUUGGGAUUCAUGUUCUUUCAAAUAUUUCUUCGCGAUCGAAUCACGAUUCAUUCUUCUAUUACGUAGACACUGUGUGCAUUAAAUACUACGAUUAAUCGCGCUCUGACUUUGUGUAUAUCUGUGUUAUUUUACAAAUUAUUCGUUUCACCUAUGAAAUAUGAAUCAAACUUCUGCUCGAAAAUUUCCCGAUGUUGCUCUGUCUGCUGUGUUGCUCUGAAUGUUAUCGAUGGAAAUGUGUAGACAAUUUUAAUAAAUCCAGUAUCGAUUAAAAAUAGCCGAGUAUAUUACAGAGCUACGAUUUCGGCAAAUAAAAAAUUGACUAGUUAGCGAAGAAACGCUAAGGAUUUUCAAAUUUUCAACCUUUCAAAUUGGCUCUUCGACAAUAUCAUUUCUAUCAAGAAAAGUUUCGUCUAUUUGGAAAAUUAUAACCACCUCGUAGUUCUUUUUAAAAGAAUGGUGCUGGUGGUAAACGGAGUCCUACAAGAGGACAUCCCAACGGAUAGCAGAUCGCUGUACGUAGCUCAUCCGGUAUAUCGUGAAACUGCAGCCCAACUUCAUUCGAUGCCAGCAAAAUUAGUGGGACCGAUGGGACUUCUUUACGUACGUCAAAGGGAAAUGGCCGCUACUUUGCCACACGACAAAAAUGUGAGCAUCAUUGGCUCGGAUGAUAUGACUACCUGUAUAAUUGUCGUUGUGAGGCAUUCCGGUUCCGGUGCUGCCGCGUUAGCGCACCUGGAUGGUGCUGGCACAGAAGAUGCAGCAGCAGCAAUGAUCCAGAGGGUAACAGAACUCGCCCUUGGAUUUCCAGAGGGUCGUCUAGAGCUACAACUCGUCGGUGGUUAUUCCGAUCCAAGAAAUUAUUCUGAAGAAUUGUUUUGCAAUAUUCUUUCGGCAUUUCACAAACAGCCAGUGGAGAUCGAUCUAACUAUAUGCUGUGUAGGCGAAUUGAACACUACGAUAAGAGGUAGCACUCAUUGGCCGGUAAUAUAUGGUAUCGGAUUGAAUGUAAAAACGGGCGAGAUCUUCCCUGCAACUUUCCCUGACAAGGGACCCGACCAGGCGCUGAGAUGCGCUAGGCAUUUAACCGGAGGUCAACAGGUUCUGGAUGUUUACGACUGUACGCUUGGUUUACUUAGAAUCGGACCGUUCAACUAUGAUCCUUUAAGAGGGGUCGAUCUCUGGUUAGCCCAAUCCGAUCAGUUUAUUCUACAACAUCUUUCGACUGCGCCGGAAGUUGAACUGCCACAUUUUGUAUCACAGGUACGCGCAACACUCAAGUAUAUACAGGACAAUCAGUUUCCAGCUGUCACCGUCUUCCGUGAUAAUCGACCCCAUUAUUAUCGCCGGGAUGAAACCACCGGUGUUUGGCAACCUAUACGAUAUUGAUACCGAGUAUUCGAGUUAUGCGUGAAGGCUUAUAUGAAAGAUAUUAUUAAAAUGACGAUUAGUGAAAUUUUUAUGAUAAUACAAGAUUCCUAUAGGAUUCAAAUAAUUCAAAUAAUUCAAGAGUAACGAAAUGAAGAAUUUUUAUUAUGAAAAAUCUGCAUAAUAAUAUGGAUGGUACAAUGAUUGAUUUAUAUCUUAUGUUUUACCUUAUUUGGUAUUGCUGAUAAAACAUGUGUCUUUCGUGCUUAUUUUUUUUCAAAAUGGGGGUCCAAUAUCGCUGAAUGUGAUAUAACGUGAUUUAUAGUUGUGCAUGGUUUAUAGUUCUAUUUCAUUAUUUGCUAUAUUUAGCCCCUUGCCUUACGAUUUAAGUUCCAACAGCGCGUGUCGUAACCAUCGGCAGGGUUGGUCAAAUGUCAAGCUAUUUGACAGUCUGGUUGAGCAUUCGAAGUUGUGCAAAAUACUAUUAAUUUUUGCUGCAAAAUGUUUCAUAAAUAAUUACUACCAAUUGAUCAUCGAACAAGAUUUUUAAGGGUAUCCUAAUAUUUUUCAAGAAAAUAUAUCUGCGCGUCCAAAUGCGAUCAAGAAAAAAAAAAUAUUUGUCGCAUGUAGCCCGAAGAACGUACCACGAGUCUAACUCGUGUUUCUUAUGUUUGCCCCGAAAGACGCACCACGAAUCUAGCUCGACGUUGUAGGUUAAGGGGUUAACGAUAAGACAUACCACGACAGAUUUAGCGAUAUUCACCACUGAUUUGAAAGCGCAAUAAUAAGAAAAAAAGAAAGGGGUAAUGAGAUAACUUUCCUUAGAAUAAUACUUUCGAACGAUUAUUAUUAAGCGCGGUAACUUAAGAGUUUGUACUUUUCGAGAGAGAGAGAGAGAGAGAGAGAGGGGGGGGGAUACAGACAAACAAACAGAAAGACAAGAGAGUGAGUGAGUGAUUGAGCGAUUGACUGUUGAGUGAGUGAGUGAGAGAAAUGUGGUUGUUGUUGACUUUUGCUCUUUUAACUUUUAUUUUCUUUUCCAAGAAGUUUUUAUAUUAACUACACUCGCAAACUGUGGUUAUAUAUGUACAACAAUUUCAAUUCGAAGCGCUACCGUACUUUCAGAUAUACAUAUAUAUUUUCUUUAUGAUUCUUCAUCUUAAUAUUAGUACACAAUCAUGACCGGAUAUUUUACUUACAAUAUGCAUUUCAAGAAAACAUAAAAAGGCAUUACAAGAUUGAAAUGAUUAAAAAAUUUGUUUAUAUUUGCACGUAAUUUGCACGUGGCUGUUGCCUCGAUUUAUGUGCAUAUCUGCAUAUGUACACGGGCUCUCUUUCUUCCUUCCGAUGCAAAAUAGACAAGUUACUGAAAUGAACAUUCAGUAUUUUUCAUAAAAGCGAAAGAUACUUGUCAAAAAGCCGGAGAAAUCGCAUAUAUUGAUGUUGCGCGCAAAAGAAAUACCUUAUUAGCGGGGAAAAAGAUAAAGGGAGGAAGAGGAGGAAGAAAAGAAAAAAGAUCUCACAAUCCGUUAUUCGAAUGCGCGCGCGCGUAUAUAUUUACACACGACUCUUUCAUAUUACUAUUCUCUAUUCACUAUUCACUUUUUCAAACAAGCUCAGAAUAGGUAUUUCGCGGUAAUAAUAUUAGGUAAAAUUCAUUUAAACAUUCAGUUCGAAUAAUUUCCUUAUGUAAGCGCUUAGGACUUGAAGCGAUUUAAUGUACAGAUUGUCGGUUAUGUUGGGAAAGAAAUAAAUGAAAACAAUUACGCUUAUUCUUCGCUAUGGUGUGCUAUGACUGAAUAAGAAAAUAAUAAUUCAGUUUCAUAUAACAAUAGCAAACUAUCUUCGCCAAUCUUCAUUAUUUUAAUGAUGGUGGAACAGUAACUGAGAGAAGUAAAACAGUAAUUGUAAAGAAAUUGUAGAAAAAUCGAAAAGAUAUAUAUAUUUUUUACUGCAUCACAUAAACAGCGGCGUAAAGUCGCUUAGCUUUGCGAUACUUGAGGUAGCAACAACUACAUACAUAGCAGUGACAUUGGUGAUGCCAUUGACGUCGUUAAUGUUGAUAUAUAUUACGAUGUAAAGUGAGAAACGCUUAGAGAAAAUAUAUUUGCUAGGGAAAACUGUGUAAUAAUUGUUCGCCGUUCCAAUUAAUAAUAUUUUGCUGACAAUUAA
Messenger RNA from Bombus pascuorum, 3562 nucleotides. RefSeq names its product protein N-terminal asparagine amidohydrolase (gene Ntan1). Gene Ontology annotation, biological process: ubiquitin-dependent protein catabolic process. The record is from RefSeq and is a predicted model, not a curated record. Gene Ontology annotation, cellular component: nucleus. NCBI's taxonomy places the organism in Eukaryota, Metazoa, Arthropoda, Insecta, Hymenoptera, Apidae. Bases 479 to 1411 code for a protein of 310 amino acids. Gene Ontology annotation, molecular function: protein-N-terminal asparagine amidohydrolase activity. The transcript has 7 exons.